CGCAUUGUCCUCUUGACGACAAUAAACAUGGAGGAAUAUGCACGAGAACCCUGUCCCUGGAGGAUAGUUGAUGACUGUGGCGGAGCGUUCACCAUGGGUACAAUUGGAGGAGGGGUGUUCCAGGCCAUCAAAGGCUUCCGAAAUGCUCCUGCAGGUGUGGGACACAGACUGAGAGGAAGUGCAAAUGCAGUGAGAAUACGAGCCCCACAGAUUGGAGGUAGCUUUGCUGUCUGGGGAGGCCUCUUCUCCACCAUUGAUUGUGGUUUAGUCCGCCUGAGAGGGAAAGAGGAUCCUUGGAAUUCCAUCACAAGCGGAGCUCUGACUGGUGCCAUAUUAGCAGCACGCAGUGGGCCGUUAACUAUGGUGGGUUCUGCCAUGAUGGGGGGAAUCCUGCUCGCUCUCAUUGAGGGAUUUGGGAUCCUCCUAACCAGAUACACAGCACAGCAGUUUCAGAACCCUAUUCCCUUUGCAGAGGACCCCAGUCAGCUACCUCCUAAGGACGGGGGUCCACAGCAGCAGCAGCAGCAGGGAGCAAAGGGGGAGUUUCAGUAGAGCAGCACAGGCUGAGGCCAGAAGAAGAGCCACUGGACACCGAAGCCGGUAUCAGGAGGAGCAGGAGAUGAAGACGGGCCCUGUCUGUGGUGUCAAACACUUGCACUAUGCGAUUUUACCUCAGGGGAAAAUGACUGUGUGUUUUAGUUAUUUAUACUGUAUGUGAAUGCUUUUAUGUGAAUCAGGAUCCUUGUGGCAAACCUCAUGUUUGAAUCUUUAGGAUCUCACACUAUAUUUCUGUCAAUGGUUAAACUUAUCCUCAAACCCUUGAGGAUUAUAUUUAAAAAUCCAAGGUGGCUGAUGUGCUUUAGCACUAAACUAACCAGACCUUAGUUUACAUUAUUGAGGUCAAGUGUUUGCUCUGUUAAACAAUGAAGCACUAGGAACUGAAUGCUGGAACUAGCUACCAAGCUAAGUAGCCUGCUGCUUUCUCUCUCAAGUAUUGACCUGCUUGGUUCUGACAUUCAGCAGCUUUUCAGGUUAUGACUUUACUAUGGAAAUGGCAAAAAAUGAAGUGUCUUAGUCAUAACCAGAACUUUUUUGGUUACAUGCACACUGAAAUUAAUUUGAUUGUAAAACCUUAAAAAAACCUGAGAUAUCAAAGAAAUUGUUUGAGACAUGGUGAUGCCUGCUGUCCAAGAGUGAGACAAAUAGGUAGCUUAGCUUAGUUCUGAUCAAAGACAACUAAUCUCUUAAUUAUUUUAGUAAAACUACAACACAAAUUCCAAAAAAAUGGGGUGCUCUCUAAAAUGUAAAUAAAAACAGAAAGCACUUAUUUUCAGAUCUCAUAAACCCAUAUUUUAUUCACAAUAGUACAUAAAUAAUAUCAGAUACUGAAACACAGAUAUUUACCAUUUCAUGAAAAAUAUUAGUUGAUUGUGAAUUUCCAGGCAGAGAACCCUAACCCCUAACCCUAAAAAAGUAGGGACAGGGCAACAAAAGUAAGUGGUACUGAUGGAAAACCGCUAGAGUAGCAUUUUCCAUCCAUCCAUCCAUCUUCAUCCGCUUAUCCAAGGUCGGGUUGUGGGGGCAGCAGCCUAAGCAAGGAAGCCCAGACUUCCCUCUCCCCAGCAACUUCGUCCAGCUCUUCCCGGGGGAUCCAAAGGCGUUCCCACGCCAGCUGAGUGACAUAGUCUCUCCAGCAUGUCCUGAGUCUUCCCCGGUGCCUCCUCCCAGUGGGACCUGCCCGGAACAACUUACCAGGGAGGCGUCCAGCAGGCAUCCGGACCAGAUG
Messenger RNA from Cheilinus undulatus (humphead wrasse), 1786 nucleotides. RefSeq names its product translocase of inner mitochondrial membrane 17 homolog B (yeast) (gene timm17b). Gene Ontology annotation, biological process: protein import into mitochondrial matrix. Bases 28 to 552 code for a protein of 174 amino acids. The record is from RefSeq and is a predicted model, not a curated record. Gene Ontology annotation, cellular component: TIM23 mitochondrial import inner membrane translocase complex; mitochondrial inner membrane. Lineage: Eukaryota; Metazoa; Chordata; Actinopteri; Labriformes; Labridae. Gene Ontology annotation, molecular function: transmembrane protein transporter activity. The transcript is spliced from 6 exons.